CUGAUGAGCCCACCAUUGUUGACCUGAGGAGGCAGCCAAUUUGAGUUUCAUUUCUUCAUUUUUGUGAUCUUCAUUGUCGUAUCUAAUCCCUCCACUCUUUAUCUUCCUUCAUCAUCUCAUUUUAAAAAGUGAUUUCAUAUCUAAUGUGAGAAGUAUGUCAACUUUUGACAGUGGGAAUACAAUUACAAAUGAUGUGUAUCAAUCCGUGGAAUUGUGCCGUUGGUUUUCACUUGCUGAGAUUCAAUCAGCCACCAACAACUUCGAUGAUGCUUUGGUCAUUGGGAAAGGCGGAUUCGGUAAGGUGUAUAAAGGGUUCAUCGACGAUGGAGCUACCACUGUCGCCAUUAAGCGGUCGAAUGCAGAGUCCAAACAAGGGGCAGGAGAGUUUUGGACUGAGAUCAAGAUGCUUUCCAAGCUCCGCCACACACAUCUCGUGACUCUGAUUGGCUACUCUGAUGAUUGCGAUGAGAUGAUACUCGUUUAUGAAUACAUGGCCAAUGGGACGCUCGCCGAUCAUCUCUACGAAAAUAGUAGGAAAGGAAAAGGGAAUGAUAUUUAUCAUCUUACUUGGGAGGACAGGCUCAAGAUUUGUAUUGAUGCUGCCCAUGGAUUGGACUACCUUCACACGAAUACCGAGCAAGGUGUCAUACACAGGGACGUGAAGACCACAAACAUUCUGUUGGACGAGAAUUGGGUAGCUAAGAUUUCAGAUUUUGGAUUGUCUAAAAUGGUAAGGACAACCCAUACACAAACUCACAUUAGUACAAUUGUUAAAGGCACAUUUGGUUAUUUUGAUCCAGAGUAUUUCUUGACUCAUAGACUAACCAAGAAAUCAGAUGUGUAUGCUUUUGGUGUGGUUCUAUUUGAAGUGUUAUGUGCGAGGCCACCGGUAGAUACAAGUGUUGAGGAGGAGGAGCAAAUUGGUUUAGCCCUAUGGGCUCAAAAAUGCAUCAAAAAGGGAACCCUUGACCAGAUCAUUGAUCCCUCUAUAAGAGGACAAAUAUCACCAAAUUGUCUAAAGGUGUUUGCAGAAGUUGCUAACAAAUGUUUACAUAAUUAUCCUAAAGGAAGGCCUACAAUGAGUGAAGUUGUGGGGAGCCUCAAGCAUGGAUUGGCAUCACAGGGCAAUAUCCAUUUAUCUCGACAAAAGGGAAUAAUAUGCAAUCUGUUUUUGGGUACUGCACAUGUAGUGGCUAAAGGUAUUGAUCUUGGGUGGAGGAAGUGGAAGAACUGGGGUCCUAAGAAUGGAGUGUCAGAGCAGUUGUGGAGGGAUCUAGUUGAGGAUGGUGUCAAUCAAUCAUUCCGUCGUUUCUCUCUGACAGAGAUUCGAGCACUUACAAAUAAUUUUCAUGAGCUUAGGGUGGUCGGAUUUAAUCGUGACAUCAAAGUGUAUAGAGGCCAUAUUAGCAGCAGGAAUCUUCAUGUGGCAAUUAAAAGGUUGAAAGAAGGAACAUCAAGAGAGAGGAGCUUGGACCUAUUUAGAGCUCAGAUCCAGGUGCACUCCCAUCUCCGUCACCGCCAUAUUGUUUCUUUAAUUGGAUACUGCAUCGAUAAGCAUGAAGUGAUCCUUGUCUACGAGUUUAUGGUCCAUGGGUCUCUCUACCAUCACCUCUAUGAAACCAACAAGUAUUCACUUAACUGGGAAAAGCGACUUGAGAUUUGCAUUGGUGUUGCACGAGGACUGCAAUACCUCCAUGCAGGUACAAGGCAAACAAUCAUUCAUCGCAACCUGAAUCCGACCAAUAUUUUGUUGGACGAGAAUUGGAAUGCCAAAGUGGUGCCCAAAACUGAACCAAGUACAGGCAUCGUGGGAUAUAUGGAUCCAGAAUACCUUCACAGCGCUAGAUUAACUACAAAAUCCGAUGUGUACUCAUUUGGUGUCGUCUUACUUGAACUAUUGUGUGGUAGGAAGCCAAUGAUCUAUUCACGGGACGAGGAUCAAGUGAAUUUAGUUCGCUGGUUCAAAACUAAUAUCGAAAUGGGCACCGUUGAUCAGAUCAUUGAUCCAUAUCUAACUGACAAAAUAGCACCAGAAUGUUUGAAAGAAUAUGUCAAGAAUGCUGAAAAUUGCGUGUGUGAUGAGGGGAUUGAGCGACAAUCGAUGGAUGAUGCGUUGGGUAACCUCCGGUAUGCACUGCAACUGCAGGAAACUUGGCGGAAUAGUAAUGAACAUGAAUCAGACAAAAUUUCGACUAGCAACAAGUGCAUUAGAUGUCAAAAUGGAGAACCUUGUGCAAGAUGCAUUGGAGAAGACCAUGGUUGGUAGGACAUGUCUGGUUGUAGCUCAUCGACUAUCAACAGUUCAAAAAUCAGACAAAAUUUCGGUAAUUGACAAAGGGAGGGUUCUCAUGAUGAGCAGCAAGCCACCUUGAGGUAGGUUGCCCGCCGACUGAAGGCUGAAGAUGCUUGUGGCUAAUCAUAAGACAAACAAGAAAUAGGUCUACUAUGUGGUUUACUGGCUCUACAUAGGGGUUUUAAAUAUUCCUUCUUUUAAAGCAUAAAUGUGAUUACACACAUCAUUAUAUAGAUCUAUUUUCAGGUUCUUCUACUUUGUCUCCCCAAGUUACAUGUUGUCAUGAUGGUUGAACUAUUAUAGCUUUUGUUCAGUAAUUAAAAUUGUGUUCAUGCUUGUAUGACA
Molecule: messenger RNA, 2638 nt
Organism: Camellia sinensis
Lineage: Eukaryota; Viridiplantae; Streptophyta; Magnoliopsida; Ericales; Theaceae
Product: receptor like protein kinase S.2-like
Biological process (GO): protein autophosphorylation
Cellular component (GO): plasmodesma; plasma membrane
Molecular function (GO): ATP binding; transmembrane receptor protein tyrosine kinase activity
Source: RefSeq, a predicted model, not a curated record